AAAGCACAUUGUUUAAAAACUAUCGACUGUGGAGUAUUACACAAUAGAGUAUUAAAGAUAGCGGUACAGUUAUGAUAUCUGUUCAAAAAGAUAUAAAAACCGUUUAUGAAUCUAUGAAACCGAUUCUACUUUUGUCAAAGUUGGCAGGGGUUUGUACUUUAACCAGUAAAAAGCAUAUUGAAGAAGUUGGGCGGUCUAAAUUAUUGACUGUGAUUCAGAUUCUUAUACUUCUUAUUAGUAUGGCUCAUUUAGGAUUUAUUCCGUAUGCAGUUAUUUAUAUUGAAGAGAUGCCAGAAAUAUCUUUGAAAUUAAACAGUACCUUAGAACAAACGGGAGCUUUAAGUAGCCAGAAAUUUAUAACCAAAAUGGCUAAUAUCGUUUUGAUAUCAAUUAUGUCAAUUUUAGUAAGAUUUUCUAAUUUAAUCCAUAUGCCCAAGUAUUUACCCCCUCUAUUAGUAGAGAUUCAAAACGUUGAUAUAAUUAUUCCUUCGUUGGAUAAUAGUGAUUUUAGAAGAAAUAUUAUUUUAUCAAUGUUAUUAUUAAUAGUAUCCUGGCCAUACCAAAUUUACUCCAUCUUGAUAGUGACAACCGACAAUUGGAUGGCAUUCCUCAUGUUCUAUUUGAAUUUGUACAACAAUUUCUCCAUCAUAUCUUGCGAAUUUCAAUUUGCAAGUUUAUGCUGGAUUGUCCAAUCUAGGUUUGAAAGACUAAUUCAUAACUUGGAAGAUAUACAUAACAAACACUAUAUAGAGAAUGGUAAUUUAGUGUUAACGAAACUCGCUACAACAAAAAGAUAUACAAGAUUAAUGACAAAGGCAUUCUCAAAACUUAACAAGCUCCAUGGUUUUCAACUAUUAGUUAUACUUGCCGGAUUAUCUUUGAACGUAUUGUUUGGCUUAUAUUUUACAAUAUUUGGAGGCUUCACGAAAAACUCCAACAAAACUAGUGCUACUUUCCAGAAAAUUUCCAAUGUGAUCAACGAAGUGCUUUGGAGUGUCUAUUAUUUAGCAAGAUUUGUUUUUAUUUGUGUUGUGGCAGAGAUUGUAACUCAUAAGGCUAAUACACCAAAGAAAAUAAUCUGUAACAUUUUAAACAAAACCAGCUCAGAACAUUUACAACAAGAGCUUUGGACAUUUUUAUCACAUACAAUGGUAAACAAAUUGGUUUUCACAGCCUCUGGAUUUUUUAGAAUAAAUAAAGCAUUGAUAACUUCGGCGGUUUCAAUGGGAACAACAUACUUAGUAAUUCUGGCACAGUUUCAAAAUAAGUAGAACACUACCAAAACAUCAGUAGAAAGCAAUAUAUUUUGUCUUAAAUAUAGAUAUAUACUUUAGAAUAAAGUUUCCUAAACAAUAUUUAAGUUUGUUUUAUUUCCUUCUUUGCCUAUACAUAAUCCAAAGAAACUGUUGAUAGUAAAACAUAAGUUGAGUCAUUACAAUAGUAGAAUGUCUCUAUCUAAUAUUACCUAGAUGGGAGCCCCUUUAUAGCAAAUGGAAGGUAUAAUCUGCAAAUGCCUUCUGAAAUUUGAAAAAAAAAUAAUGAGAACCAUAUUGAGCCACAAUGUAACAAGAGAGGGUGAAAUAAGAAUGCAAACAAAUGCUAACAUUGAAGAAGAAUUAAAGGGAGAAAAUAUAGUCAGAUACAUAAAAACCCUUCGCUUAGAAUGGAUGUUGAGACGGAUAACUAAG
Diabrotica virgifera virgifera (western corn rootworm) is the source of this 1688-nucleotide messenger RNA. RefSeq names its product putative gustatory receptor 28b. The transcript has 7 exons. The coding region runs from base 72 to 1271 and encodes 399 amino acids. NCBI's taxonomy places the organism in Eukaryota, Metazoa, Arthropoda, Insecta, Coleoptera, Chrysomelidae. The record is from RefSeq and is a predicted model, not a curated record. Gene Ontology annotation, cellular component: membrane; dendrite; neuronal cell body. Gene Ontology annotation, biological process: sensory perception of taste.